Molecule: messenger RNA, 573 nt
Organism: Sinocyclocheilus grahami
Lineage: Eukaryota; Metazoa; Chordata; Actinopteri; Cypriniformes; Cyprinidae
Product: protein FAM173B-like
Exons: 4
Coding region: 1-381 (126 amino acids)
Biological process (GO): regulation of mitochondrial ATP synthesis coupled proton transport; positive regulation of proton-transporting ATP synthase activity, rotational mechanism; peptidyl-lysine trimethylation
Cellular component (GO): mitochondrion
Molecular function (GO): protein-lysine N-methyltransferase activity
Source: RefSeq, a predicted model, not a curated record
AUGAUCACAGUUAUCGCUGCAGCAGAAAGUGGUUUCAAGGCAGUUGGCUUUGAGCUGAACCCAUGGCUGGUCUGUUACUCCCGAUGCAAAGCCUGGAGGGAAGGUGUUCAUCACAACACAUCUUUUUAUAUUUCUGACCUUUGGAAGGUCAGUUUUUCAGAGUACUCCAAUGUGGUCAUCUUUGGCGUUCCUCAAAUGAUGGAGCAGCUUGAAGUCAAGCUUCAAACAGAGCUCCAGAGUUCAGCCAAAGUAGUGGCUUGUCGCUUUCCAUUUCCCACUUGGACUCCUGAGGAUGUCGCUGGAGAGGGAAUUGAUACUGUUUGGGUUUAUAAUGCCAAGACAUUCAAACCUCCCAUCAGAAAUGAUAAAGACAAGAAUUAAUGGCAAACUAAGUUUCUUUAAAGAAAGAAUUCCCUAUGUUUUAGUAAAGAAAAUAAGAAUGAGUUUGUUUUUUUCUGCAUUUGUAUUAUAUGACAAAGAAAAGGAUUUGAUAUAUAUUUUCUCAGAGAUGUUGAGUGAUCAUAUCCUGAUAAUAAUAUUUUGUAUUCUUGUUUAAAGCCCCGUUCACACCAA